ACGCAGACUGCUUCUACAAACAUUUGUGAAAGAAUGGGUUGCUCUCAGGAGCACAGUGAAUUCAAGCAAGUUACCGUGAUAGGUUGCCACCUGUGCAAUAAGUCCAUCUGUGACAUUUCCUUGCUACUAAAUAUUCCACAGUCAACUGUUAAUGGUAUUAUAACAAAGUGGAAGCAACUGGGAACAACAGCAACUCAGCCACGAAGUGGUAGGCCAUGUAAAAUGACACAGUGCACAGAAGUCACAAGCUGUCUGCAGAGUCAAUAGCUAAAGACCUCCAAACUUUGUUUCCAGUGAAGGGAACUCUUAAGGAGUCAGCAUACCAAGACAUUUUGGACAAUUUCAUG
Molecule: messenger RNA, 347 nt
Organism: Staurois parvus
Lineage: Eukaryota; Metazoa; Chordata; Amphibia; Anura; Ranidae
Source: the annotation of a GenBank genome assembly